Messenger RNA from Striga asiatica, 669 nucleotides. NCBI's taxonomy places the organism in Eukaryota, Viridiplantae, Streptophyta, Magnoliopsida, Lamiales, Orobanchaceae. The record is from the annotation of a GenBank genome assembly.
AUGGGCCGGCCUUCACGAACAUGGCGCCAAGUCCAGUCAACAAUGGACAACGUCUCGUCUCCUGAGUGGGCCUCACGUCCGAAACUCGAAAGGCUUACCAGGAGCCAUGUAGCCAAAAGAGCCAGCCACAACGGACAUUGUGUUUGGCUCUCCUUCCUUCACCAGAAUUCUUGCCAGGCCGAAAUCAGCAAUCUUUGCGUUGAACAUGGAAUCCAACAGCACAUUGCUCGACUUCACGUCUCGGUGGAUAAUUGGGGGCGAGCAGUGGUGGUGCAUGUAGCAGAGCCCAUGAGCAACCCCAAUUGCUAUGUGCAGCCUCUUGGGCCAGUCCAAGCCCACACUGUACUGGGGAGCCAGGCCCAGCCCACCUUGCCGUCUCCUUUUCCCAUGCAGCCAUCUGUCCAGACUGUAAUUCUCCAUGUACUCGUACACGAGAAGCUUACAGGCUUCGCUCGAGAUGCAACACAGGAGCUUCACAAUGUUCGAGUGGCGAAUAGUCCCCAGUAUCCGCAUUUCUGCAUGGAAUUCCUUAUCGAACUUCUUAUUUGGUCUCACGCUUUCCCAAAUCCUCUUCACGGCCACGUACUUGCCUGGACUAUAAUUGAUCGGGACACGGUAAACUUGUCCAGACCCUCCUUGCCCGAUUUGGUUUUCCUCUGUCAUGCUUGA